Schizophyllum commune H4-8 is the source of this 1448-nucleotide messenger RNA. Its product is annotated as DUF159-domain-containing protein. NCBI's taxonomy places the organism in Eukaryota, Fungi, Basidiomycota, Agaricomycetes, Agaricales, Schizophyllaceae. The record is from RefSeq and is a predicted model, not a curated record. Gene Ontology annotation, molecular function: single-stranded DNA binding. Gene Ontology annotation, biological process: DNA damage response. The coding region runs from base 77 to 1273 and encodes 398 amino acids. The transcript is spliced from 6 exons.
GCCCACUUAUAUUUUCUUCUCUGAAUUAUAUCUACUACUCUGUGUCUGCUUUCCCCGCGCUGUCGGACAACUAACUAUGUGCGGUCGCUUCGCCUUCGCUCGCUCUCGGACGCAGAUCCGCCAGAACGUCGCCGAGGACCUUGGCCACGACGUUGACGAGUGGGUUGACGAGGACAAUUUUCACCCUCGUUAUAACGUUGCUCCGCGAACAUACAGCCCCGUCUUGCGCUCAAGGGACAGUUCGCCCUCUUCGUCGAGCAGCGGCGCGUCUGAAGCUGGCGACGCUGCAGGACCUUCACAAGGCUCUACUUCUCAUUCUGGCGAGCCUCACUUUAUCCUGCACUCUAUGCGGUGGGGCGUCGUCCCGCAUUGGAGCAAGGAAGACACGUAUCAGAUGAAUACCAUCAAUGCCCGCGCGGAAAACCUACUCGAGGGUGGUGGCAUGUGGGCCAGCCUGAAGGGGAGCAAGCGGUGCAUUGUUCCAUGUGAUGGAUACUACGAAUGGCUCACCAAGUCACCAAAGACAAAGCUUCCACAUUUCCUGAAGCAUAAGAACAACCAUCUCAUGUACUUUGCCGGUCUUUGGGACUGUGUGCACCUACCUAACUCUCCAACGCCCCUCUAUACCUUUAGCAUCAUCACCACGUCCGCGCCGUCCGCCUACGCCUGGCUCCACGACCGACAACCUGUCAUCCUGUCGUCGGCGAAGGAGAUUGAGACCUGGUUAAACCCGACGCUAGCGUGGGGCAGUGAGCUGGCGCGCUUGCUUGAGCCGUAUAAGGGAGAGGAGCUGGACUGCUACCAAGUCCCGCAAGAGGUCGGCAAGGUCGGGAACGAGUCACCGGCAUUCGUGCAGCCAAUUGCUCAGAGGAAGGAUGGGAUCAAGGCGAUGUUCAAGAAGCAGGUCAAGAAGGCCGAUAAGGAGGUGAAGCGAGCGGCGAAGGUCGCAGAGGGAGACAAGCGAGCGCGAACGGUCAAGAAGGAAGAAGACGACGUCGCAAAGGUCGAAAGCGGUAUUUCGGACGCUACUUUGCCGCAGGUGAGGGUCGAGCCAAACCAUCCGCUGGCCAAGGGCGAGGCGAAGUCACCCGCGGUCAAGCAGGAGGUGAAGUCGCCCCAGAAGCGGAAGCGCAGCUCGAGUCCGACACCGAACUCGCAAGGGUCACAGGCGGCGCCCUCGACGCCGUUGAAGAAGGUCAAGACGUCACCAGCGGCGAGCUCGCCAUCACCCAAGAAGGGCAAGGGCACGCCAGCGAAGGAUAAAGAGAUAUAACUGCGUUCUUCAAGAAGAAGUGAGGACGGCUGGAAGAAUUCGAUGCACUCUUGGCGGUUUUUGGGGCUCUAGGUGAUGGGCAUAUUCACCAUUUGGACCCCUCUUCCUACAUAGUCGCUUAUUCCGUUGUAUUUCUUGCGCAGAGCGUAUAUUCAACCAGCAGGCUCAUCUUUGC